Auanema sp. JU1783 is the source of this 1512-nucleotide messenger RNA. The record is from the annotation of a GenBank genome assembly. Lineage: Eukaryota; Metazoa; Nematoda; Chromadorea; Rhabditida; Rhabditidae.
AUGAUGACAGCAGACGAUCUUAGGACGAUUACCUUUCCGGGAAUGAUUCCAAUAUUUCCUGAUAUAAUGCAAGAGGUGAAUGCAUCUGCCGAGAAUAUCUCAGAUGUAAUUGAUAGAGCUGUUUGUAUGUGUUCUGAUCUCCAAACAGAAGAUUAUUCUCCAUUAUAUGCUUGGUACAACUAUUUGCUCAUCAUUAUAGCCUUACCUUCUUUAUCGGUUUUUGGUGUUUUCACAAAUAUCAUAAAUGUCUUUUUAUUCACAAGAAAAAGGUUACGGACCUCAGCGAACACAUAUUUGCUCUUCUUGGCUUGUAGUGAUUUUUUGGUAAUUGUGACGGGUCUUUUUAUCUUUUGGAUAGAUUCCGCUCGAUCAUACAUCCCUGAGUUAGCAAGAGCUCCAUAUACCACCGUAUACACUUUACCAUUUGGAUAUAUGGCUCAAUCUUGUAGUAUUUAUUUCACAGUCGCUGCAGCAUUCGACUGUUACAUCAACGUAUGUUGGAAGUCGUUGUCCAAGAACUACUGCACGGUACGACAAGCCAAGAAAAUUUGUUUCACCGUAAUAGUUAUCUCUAUUAUGUAUAACUCAUUGCGAUUCCCUCAAUUUAAUCUUCGGAAAUGCUUCCAUGAAGCCAGUCAGGAACACAUCAUAGAAAUUUGCCCUACGUCUUUGUUCUUCACAAUAAAUGUUAUUUAUAAUAUUUAUAUGUAUAUGGUUCUCAUGACAUUAUUACCAUUUUUGUUUCUUCUCUGUCUCAACGCUAUUAUACUAUGUCGUCAAAGUUUGGAAAGGAAGAAGAGCAAAGACAGCAACUCCACUCAAGCCUCUUCGAUACGAGUGAAAGCCGAUGAUGCAGCUGGAGAUGACACUAUCACUAUGAUCAUGGUUGUCAUCUUAUUCCUGGCUUGCAACACCCUGGCACUCGUUGUGAAUAUGAUUGAGACAUUCUCUAUUCCUGAUCCACUAGUCGUCAAUUUAUUAUCUGAUGCUUCAAAUUUCUUAGUCAUAUUCAAUUCUUCUGUUAACUGUGUAAUCUACAUGAUUUUCAACAAGGAUUAUCGAGAAUGCUUCCAACAUCACGGUGCUCACCUCCUACGCUUAAUAAGACAAGAAUAUUGUUGUUGUUUCAUUCGUCAGCGUGAUCGUCAAGGAGCUUAUCAAGCUGUAACAACAACAGUCAUAACCGAAAAUGGAAAAACAGCCGUUGACAUGGAAAAUGAUCGCAUUUCACCUGUAUGGCAACCUCUUUCCCAGCGCCAGCUUCCAAACCUUAAUUGGAGUUCUGGCUGUUUUGAUCCAACUAAUACAAUUUCAUUAGCUGAUGACGAUGGUGAUAGUGGUUGGGGAGAUGAUGCUACAAGCACAAAUGACAUCACCCGUCCUUCCCGACAGCGAUGGCAAGCAGAAGUUAAUCUGUUAGAUGCAAAUCAGAAAAACAGCUCACGACUCCAGACGAUAAUGAAGCCUGUAGGGCAGCUUAAUAAACAAGAUCUUAGCAUAACAGCUCUUUAA